Molecule: messenger RNA, 6088 nt
Organism: Paramuricea clavata
Lineage: Eukaryota; Metazoa; Cnidaria; Anthozoa; Malacalcyonacea; Plexauridae
Source: the annotation of a GenBank genome assembly
AUGAACAUUCCAACCAAUCUUUGUGGUGUGGAAAGUAGUUUACCGCCGAUUGUGAAGGUAAGCAAAACAUAACAGAAAGAAAAACCAUACAGUAAAUAGAUAAACAGAAGUAAGUUUUCUUAUUGUUUUAUGUUGGUUUACGAAAGUAUUUUUCUCCUUGUAGAUAUUUAUUUGUUAUCCACAAUCUUGUCGAGUGAUCGAACGAAGCUGUGAGGACAAAUGGGAACUUGCCAUGGUGAAAAACCUUUGCCUAGAAAACUAUAAGGCUGCAGCAAACUCUUCCCUCAAGUUUUCGCCGUUUAAAAGGGCAAUCUUAAAUGCAGUUAGUGGUAUUCUAAAGAAUGAGCUAACCCAAUAUAGCAAAGGAAAAUCGGCUGGUAGAUAUAACAGAGAUCCUUUGGGCUUGAGAACUUUCAAUAAUGAUGAAUUGUUGGAGAGCGCCCGAGUGCAAAUGCCAUGGAUACAUUCCAUAGUUACAAACACUAGCAAAGCUGGGGUUAAAUAUGAGAAAAACAAGCAAGCUUUGGCCAUAUCUGCGAUGUUAAAUACAUUGAUUCCAAGAUCUAAUUUUGUCUCCAGAAUCAACACCCUCCUUACAGCUGGUUGCUGUAGAAACGAAAUAAUGUUCCAUCGUCUUGGUUUGUCAAGUCACCCAAACACGAUCCGCGAGCAGCUCGAAUCGUCUGCCCAGCAUUAUAACACCGAUAUCUUGGUAUGGAAAAACAAGAUAGAAAGAAACCGCAAAAAUUACAAGUUACUGCAAGAAGCUCUCCUCUCGCAGACCGCUACGAACGACGGUAUGGUUUUAUGUUCAGUGGACUUUUCUCUUAGUGCAGUAGAGAAAUACAGGUAUUUUGAUGAAGAAACGUACAAGUAUUGUCUCGAACUUCUGCCUCCGGUCAAAAGAGUGAUGAUAAUGUUCUAAUAUAUGAAGAUUCAGAAUUUGUAGCUGCUAUGAAAUCACUUACAGGAGAGAAGCUUCCAUUAUACAGGUUAGUAUAAAAAUAUAAAAUAGUAAUUCAAUUAACCCUUAGUGGCAAUGAACCCUUGAUGCACCAUAUUUUCGUAUUUUACUCUGUCUAACACCAGACGAUUUUACUUGUCAAGUGGAGAGUGCUGACACUUAAUGGGUAAACCAAAAAUGCACCCUGAUGCACCUAAUUUAGUAUAUUACUCUGUCUAGCUACGCCAGACGAUUUUACUUGUCGAGUGCUACCACUCAAUGGGUUAAAACCUUAUCCAAUCAAAAACAUGUGGGUGCGGUUGAUAUGCGUCUGGAGUAAAAAGGGGGAUGUGCUUCUGACUAUUAUACGCCUAAAGUCAAUAGAAACCCAUGCAAGUCAGUGUUAUUACAAUUAUAUAAUACCUGAAAGAAAUGUGUGGUUGUGUAUUGUUGUUUAAGUAUAUUGUUUAUUUCUAAUACACUUGCAUGACCCCCCCCCCCCCCCUUUGGAAUAUCAUUUUAUAUGUAUUAAUGGAAUAUAUUCUUCACCCCAAAGAAGAUGAGCAAACUGACCCCUUAGGGAGUGGUCAUUAUUUAUGGGGAUGGGGGGGGGUAAAUGGGAGGGGGGAAACAAAGUUUUACCCUUAUAAGUAGGGGGGGGUUCAAAAAAGUUUUAACACAGAGAAAGGGAGUGGUCCAAAAAGUUUUUGAACUUAAUUACCAUGUCUAGAGUUCUGAUUUCUAUUAUAAUCACAAAUAGCAAAAAAAGAAGACUCUGAAAAUGCUAUUUCCAAUGAUCUAGAGACUCAAAGUGUUCAAAAUUUCCCUGCUCAGUGCCAACCAUGGUAGUGAGAGUCAGGCCCACUAAAGCUUCCUACCCUGUGAGUCUCACCCAGUUGUGGUAUUUAUAUAAAUAUACCAUGCAAGUACACUUAACUGAUCAGAUUCGGUCUAUCAAAGCACAAUUAACUCUGUAUAUACAAAAAUCUGUUUCAGAAAAUGCUCACAUUUCAGUUUUAGGGGUGGAAAAAUACAAAAAAAUUUCUGAGGGAGAAUUCCCCCAAACCUCCCUACUAGUACAUACGAUAUCACACCAAACGUUUUGUCACAAACAACCAUCUGUCAUCUCUAUGUAUGUCAUAGUAUGGUCUCUUUUUGUAUGCCCCCAGAAAAGUUCUUAAAAAAACCCGUCAUUGUGUUCAAAUCAUUUCUCUGUAUGAAGACGGGCCAUGGGUUAGGGUUAUGGUAGGACAAAUGUUGCAUUGCAAAAUAUUAACACAUAAUAUAUCUUUUUUAAUCAUAUAUGGUUGAAUCAUAUUCACCAGGGUAAAACAUCUUGAGCUAGAUUAAACAGAUUGUCCUAAUAUCUAACUUUACCUGCAACACACACCUGUUUCAUUGGAUGUGUUAAUUUUUCAAUCCACACUGGAGGGGGGUGGGGGGUCAGAAAAGUUUCUACUUUUAUGAGGGGGGAGUCAGAAAAAGUUUGCCUUCUGAGUCUGGAGGGGGGGGGGUCAAAAAAGUUUUCAAUCCUUAUUGCUCUGCAAACAUCCAUGGUAGGGUUUGGAUGGGUUUUUUUGGAACACUUUAACACUUUCAAAAGUGGGGCUACAAACAAGUAAUUGAAUUAACAAGACCUUCUGCAUGAACUAUUACUAACUAAUAAGAUGUGGGGUGUAUCCAAUGAUUACAUAACCCAAAUACAUUGAGCAUCAACACUUUCUUUCUUGAAAUCACUAAUUUUUUCUUAUUACAUUUGAUAUAGGAUUGUUGGAGAUAAUAUUGAUAUUGAGCAGAGAGCCCGAAUUCAGAGUCACAAAAAGCCCAACCAAUCCCUGCAUUGGUUUCAGAUUUAUGCUGUGAAGGAUCGUGUGAUAUGUGAUUUACCAGAUGUGAACCCACAAAAACCAUUAAAAGACCUACAGAUGAAGGAGUUCCUCCCAACACCAGAGGUGCAUGCCGCCUUAAUACAUGACCUUACUUUCCUGAUUCCAAGAAUCAUUGUGAAGUAUUUGCCAUCUUAUGAGAUGUUCAAAAAUGCUGUGAUAUAUCACAUUCCCCAAAAGCAUUCAGUGGAAAUGAUUGCACAGUCACAUGUGGUACGUAUGUGUGUUAACAAAUUAAAUUACAAAAAAAUAUAAAUUGAAUUCAGCUGUCCUUAAGAGUCAUGUUUACACUACAAGCCUUAGCCUGGCCUACAUUUUGACAGUGUGAACAGAACUAAUGGACUAGACUUGGCCUGACAUUGGCCAGGUAAUCUGGGCUCACCACAACCGGUGGCAAUGUAAACACUUUCGGCCCUGGUCUGGGCUUAAUGUUUCCGUGGAGUUGUGUGCCCAGAGCGAACAACCACCGGACAAGACAAAUAAAUUAAAGUUACAAAAUAAAUUUGCUGAAAUUCUAUGCCAAGUGAGCCACUGUCUCAAAAUACCAGUGUAAAUGUGUCAUGCACACAUUUACCUACCUUGGUCUGACCAAGGCUUGUCUCCAUCUGUUUUGUUUGUAUUAAUUUUCAUGCUGUGGUAACCCCUUAAGGUUAGAGUAUGGAAUCUUUGGAGAUUAUGAGAAGCAUACCAACCAAAAUUUUGAAAACAAGUAUGAGUAUUGCUACUAGCCAGUUCCCUGGCUAAAAUUUCUUAUUCUUUAGAUACCAAUGAAACACUGAAAAAAUAAAUGCAUUCUAAUUUUUCAUUCCUGUUUUGUAGUGUUCCUUAGGUCUGGAGUUUAAGAACUCAAACAUGGCAGCAGAAAUGGCUGAAAUAAUGCACAAUAUACAGGAGAAAUUUGUACCAUCUACCUAUGUUGAUGGCAAAUCUGAAAUCCUACAGAGAGUAUUUCUUGACGGUGACCAGCUUACCGAAGAACGCGCAAGGAAUGCUCAGUUAGCCAACUCUGUAGCAGAUAAACCAACUGAACGCUUGAGUGGGCUUGAGACAUCAUUUGCAGAUUGGCAUCUUGGAAAAAACAUGCUUAUGGUAAGAAAAUAACAUAGUCCAGUUUACAUCAUUUUUUCCAUGGGAUAGAAGAAAGAUAUUUUUGGCAGAGGAAUUCUAAUGCUUAUGAUGGGGGUUUUCAGUAUACAUACAGUAUUUGAACUUGAGACCCGUAGAAGGGUAGGAAAAUCAUGAUUUUAGACCUAUAUAUAUGGAGGAGGGGUUGAAAAAAGAGUACUCUCCAUAUGCUUGUGAAAAUGUUAACAAUAGACUUUAUGCAUAAUGACGUCAUAAGGAGUUAGGCAUGCAGGGAAUUCUGGUCUUAAUAUAGUGGGCAACUUUCAAAACAAAUUUGCUUUGAAAGUUUCACACUGUGACUACUAAGGCCAGAAUUCCCUGCACGCAUCACCUCUUGUGACGUCAUUAUGCAUAACGUCUAUUAUGGAUGACCCCUAACACAUUACAUAUGAAUACAUUGUUUUGCUAUUGUUCCAAGCUUUUAUUCAAACUCUUCGUGAAAGAAGGCUCAGCAGCUGAUAUAGGGACCAGCUAUGCCUCCAUGAAUCGCAAUGGGAAGACAAAUGCCAAGAAAGGACCAGAUAAAGAUUAUAAUGCCUAUAAGGAGUUUUUUUGACAGAGAGACAGAGGCACAUCUUAUUGCCCGAUGGAUGAAAUUUGCUGGAAUGUAGACAUAUGAAGGUGAUAAUAAUAAUUGUCCUCAGUUGCAUGCAUUACUCAUCGUCACAUCUCACAUAGUCAUAUAUAAGUUUUGCACAGGUAGAUGUGGCAAAUCCCUCACAUAUUUAAUUUAGUCUAGACAUUUCUCGCAUCUUAUAGAUACCCCAUUGAAACGAUCUAUUCCUGUCGUAAGAACAUGGACUGUUCAAGAGAAGGUAUCUUGGUUGAAAAAAGAGGUUGAGUUGUUCCUUCACGAAGUGCUUCAGCCCUGUGAUGUUGCUGAAAAAGUUGAUGAACUUGAUAUUGCACACAGACAAGGCUUUGCUUGCCGUAGUAAAGGCUGUUCUACAGUGUUUCAUCUACAUUCAAGUAGAGUCAGGUAUUAAAGAAGUAUAAUUUUCCCUAUUAACCCAUAAGUUGCAUUGUGCUCCAAUGCACCAUACACUUGACUUUUUUACUUGUCAAGGGAAAGUGCUAGGGCUCAAUGGGUUAAUUUAAUAAAUGGAAACAGUUGAGAGCUUAUUAAUUAUUAAAGUACUUGUUUACCACAAUUACUUUUUCUUUGUUCGUACAUAAUACUGUAUACAGACAUGAAGUGUCACAACAUCCUGGAAUAGAAAUUGCUGAAGAUGGUGACCUGGAUAGGGACAGGCUAGGUUAUUACAAAUGUAGGAACUCUCACUGUCCUGAUGUCUUCAUCACUAAAGCUACUCGAAAAAGGUAUGCUUGUAUUUAUUUGUUUUGUGUUGGGGAAUUCCUGUUCAUUAAUGGAGUAAUGAGUUUUGUGUAUACAAUACAUACAAAGUUCUCCUUAUUUAUUGUAUAUUUGAAUAAAUGUUCUUUUCAGUUUACCCAAUAAAAGUCUAAUCUUUUUCCAAACCAAGCAUUUUUUCCACACUUCACUGUAUUUAGACAUGAAAGCUCAAAACAUGAUGUGAACCAUGAUGAUGCAAAGCCCCCUGUCACAGAGCAUAAGAAGAGUUCUAGUGAUCCAAUUUAUCAAUACCACAAUGCAAGGCUACAAUGUGGGCUGUUAGUACUCAACAUGAUGGAUGCUGUUCAAGAAGGGGAUGGCAACAGGCUUGUUCGGUGCUACAAGAUGAUUCUGUUACUCCAGUACAAAUUCCACCAUACAAAGUAUGCAUUUGUUCUUCUACUCUUCUUUGCAAAGAUUUAUGCCUUGCUAUCGGAAAAAGAAGCAUAUCUGCUUAUUCACAACCGCUUUGUCAACAAGAAGGGUAAGAAAGGGGGUAACAUUGCACUAGAUCUCCACAUGGAGCACCUUAAUUUGGAUGUAAAAAAGAUGCUCCAUGCAAUGGGAGGGAAGAUAACUGAGGCAGCUGCACAGAGAUGUGCUCGUAGCAUGACUGUAAUGAACAAAAUUGUGGACAGUGUUUAUGAGGAGUGUGACAAAUCGCAUCGCACAGGCUACCAUGGAAUCAAGACAAGUAAGGAAACAGUGCAUUCAAUUACCCAUGAUUUAAUACAAAGAGAUGUACUUGUUGAGUCAUUGACAUUUAAAGUUAUACAGUAA